Aureococcus anophagefferens is the source of this 687-nucleotide messenger RNA. RefSeq lists its product as hypothetical. Gene Ontology annotation, molecular function: phosphatidylinositol binding. NCBI's taxonomy places the organism in Eukaryota, Pelagophyceae, Pelagomonadales, Pelagomonadaceae. The annotation marks the transcript as partial. The record is from RefSeq and is a predicted model, not a curated record. The transcript has a single exon.
AUGCCCGAGCGCAUCACGGUCAACGGCUACGACGUCGAGGGCGGCGUCGUGACCUACAACAUCUCCGUGGGCGACACGCUCACGCUCACGAAGCGCUUCCGCGAGUGCGUGGCGCUCAGCGACGCGCUGAAAAAGGCCGACCCGUCGGUGGCGGCGCUGCCGAACCCGCUGCACCACAACCUGCGGUCGACGGAGAAGCUCGCGAAGACGCGCGUCGAGUCGCUCCAGGAGUUCCUCGCGGCGCUGCCCCUCGCGAGCCUCGCGAGCGAGGACUGGGCGACGUUUCUAGCCUCGCCGCCGAGCGACGACCCCGCGAGCCCGGACAAGGGCGCGACCCUGCCGGACCCCGACGCGCCGCCGGCGACGCCCGCGGGCAAGGCCCCCGAGCGGCAGAACUCGCCGUCCUUCUCGGAGCACAACACGAGCGACGACAACGGCGAGCGCGCGCAGGCGCGCCGCUUCACGGAGGCGGGCGACGCGGAGGCGUCGGCGGCGGCCGUCGCGUCGGCGCUCGCCGACGCCGCCGUCGAGGAGGCGCCGGCCGCGGAGGCACCGCCGCCGCCGCCGGCCGUGGCCGUCGCGUCCGCGGCGGACCUCGCGAGCUUCGCGGCGGAACCGCCCGCGGGCGACGCGCCCGCGCCGCCGUCGGGCUUCGGCUGCUGGACCGUCCUCGCCGUCGUCUUCGCC